AUGCAAGCAGCAUCUCCAUCCGUUUCUGAGGACCUGGAGUUCUCUAGACGCACCGUCUCCCACACACCGUCUCCACCAGCUGCCAAACCGGACCAGGAGAUGCAAAAGGCUACCAACUCACUGUCCUGCUCAUCAUCUCCAUCCGUUUCUGAGGACCUGGAGUUCUCUAGAUGCACCCUCUCCCAGAAACCAUCUCCACCAGCUGCCCAACCAGACCAUGAGGAGAUGCAAGAAGCUACCAACUCCCUGUCUGGCUCCUCAUCUCCAUCCGUUUCUGAGGACCUGGAGUUCUCUAGACGCACCCUCUCCCAGAAACCAUCUCCACCAGCUGCCAAACCGGACCAUAAGAUGCAAGACACUACGAACUUGAUUUCCGUCUCCUCAUCUCCAUCCGUUUCUGAGGAUCUGGAGUUCUCUAGACACACCCUCUCCCGGAAACCAUCUCCACCAGCUGCCAAACUGGACCAGGAGAUGCAAGAGGCUACCAACUCGCUGUCCGGCUGCUCAUCUCCAUCUGUUCAUGAGGACCUACAGUUCUCUAGACGCACCCUCUCCCAGACACCAUCUCCACCAGCUGCCCAACCAGACGAGGAGAUGCAAGGCGCUACCAACUCACUGUCCAGCUCCUCAUCUCCAUCCGCGUCUAAGGACCUGGAGUUCUCUAGACGCACCCUCUCCCGGACACCAUCUCCACCAGCUGCCAAACCGGACCAGGAGAUGCAAAACGCUACCAACUCAUUACGCACCCUCUCCCACACACCGUCUCUACCAGCUGCCAAACCGGACCAGGAGACGCAAGACACUACCAAUUCACUGUCCGGCUCAUCAUCUCCAUCCCUUUCUGAGGACCUGGAGUUCUCUAGACGCACCCUCUCCCGGACACCAUCUCCACCAGACACCAAACCGGACCAGGAGAUGCAAGACUCUACCCACUCUGAGUUCUCUAGACCCACCCUCUCCUGGAGACCAUCUCCACCAGCUGCCAAACCUAACCAGGAGAUGCAAAACGCUACCAACUCUCUGUCCGGCUCAUCAUCUCCAUCUGUUUCUGAGGACCUGGAGCUCUCUAGACGCACCCUCUCCCGGAGACCAUCUCCACCAGCCGCCAAAGCGGACCAUAAGAUACACCAUCUCCACCAGCUACCAAACGGGACUAGGAGAUGCAAGACGCUACCAACUCGCUGUCCGGCUCCUCAUCACCAUCUGUUUCUGAGGAGCUGGAUUUCUGUAGAUGCACCAUCUCCACCAGCUAACAAACCGGACAAGGAGAUGCAAGACUCUAAUAACUUGCUGUCCGGCUCCUUCCACCAAACCAGACCAGGAGAUGGAAGACACUACCAACUCGCGUCUCCAUCAGGUUUUGAGGACCUGGAGUUCUCUAGACACACCCUCUCCGGCACACCAUCUUCACCAGCUACCAAACCGGACCAGGAGACGCAAGACACUACCAACUUGCUGUCCGGCUCCUCAUCUCCAUCCGUUUCUGAGGACCCGCAGUUCUCUAGACACACCCUCUUCCGGACACCAUCUCCAACAGCUACCAAACUGGACCAGGAGAUGCAAGACUCUACCAACUUGCUGUCCGGCUCCUCAUCAACAUCGUUUUCUGAGUAUCUGGAGUACUCUAGAUACACACUCUCCCGCACACCAUCUCCACCAGCUACCAAACCGGACCAGAAGAUGCAAGAAUCUACCAACUCGCUGUCAGGCUCCUUGUCUUCAUCUGUUUCUGGGGACCUGGAGUUCUCUAGAUACACUCUCUCCCAGACACCAUCUCCACCAGCUACCAAACCGGACCAGGAGAUGAAAGCCUCUACCAACUCCAUGUAUGGCUCCUCAUAUCAAUCCUUUUCUGAGGACCUGGAGUUCUCUAGAUACACCCUCUCCAGGACACCAUCUCCACCAGCUACCAAACCAGACCAGGAGAUGCAAGACACUACCAACUUGCUGUCUGCUUCCUCCUCUCCAUCUGUUUCUGAGGACCUGUAUUACUCUAGAUACACUCUCUCCCACACAACAUCUCCACCAGCUACCAAACCGGACCACAGGAUCCAAGACUCUACCCACUCUCUUUCCGGCUCCUUGUCUCCAUCCGAGAUGCAAGACUCUACCAACUCUCUGUCUGUCUCCGCGUCUCCAUCCGUUUCUGAGUACCUGCAGUUCUCUAGAUAUCCUCUCUCCCGCACACCACCCCCACCAGCUACUAAACCGGACCAAGAGAUGCAAGACUCUACUAACUCGCUGUCCAGCUCCUUGACUCCCUACCAAACCGACCAGGAGAUGCAAGACUCUACCAACUUUCUGUUUGGAUCCUCGUCUCCACAGGACCUGGAGUUCUCUAGAUACACUCUCUCCUGCACCCCAUCUUCACCAGCUACCAAACCGGACCAGAAGAUGCAAGACUUUACCAACUAUCUGUCCGACUCCUUGUCUCCAUCCAUUUCUGAGGACCUGGAGUACUCUAGAUACACUCUCUGCCGCACACCAUCCCCACCAGCUACCCAACCGGACCAGGAGAUGCAAGACUCUACCAACUCGCUGUCUGGCUCCUUGUCUCCAUCAGAGAUGCAAGACUCUACUAACUUGCUGUCCGGCUCCUCAUCUCAAUCCGUUUCUGAGGACCUGGAGUUCUCUAGAUACACCCUCUCCCAGACACCAUCUCGACCAGCUACCAAACCGGACCAGAAGAUGCAAGACACUACCAAACCGCUGUCUGCCUCCCCUCCAUCCGUUUCUGAGGACCUGGAGUACUCUAGAUACACUCUCUUGCACAUACCAUCUGCACCAGCUACCAAACCGGACCAGAAGAUGCAAGACUCAGCCAACUCUCUGUCAGGCUCCUUGUCUCCAUCCGUUUCUGAGGACCUGGAGUACUCUAGAUACACCCUCUCCCGCACACCCUCUCCACCACCCACCAAACCAGACCAGGGAAUGCAAGACGCUACCAACUCCCUGUCCGGCUCCUCAUCUCCAUCCGUUUCUGAGGACCUGGAGUACUCUAGAUACACUCUCCUUUGUCUUAAUGAUGCAUAG
Molecule: messenger RNA, 3033 nt
Organism: Puccinia triticina
Lineage: Eukaryota; Fungi; Basidiomycota; Pucciniomycetes; Pucciniales; Pucciniaceae
Exons: 9
Coding region: 1-3033 (1010 amino acids)
Source: RefSeq, a predicted model, not a curated record